UUCAGGGGGGGCGUGACUGUGGAACCCACUCAAAGUAAGAAGUCACGGCUCGGCCACGGCAGUCAGACCACAGCAGCAGAAGUUCACUACUACUAAGUUCCACUUUGCUCCUCAUAUUCUUUCACACGGACUUCAUUUUUGGAGCAGUGCUGGGGGGAAGAAAACCGCCACUUUAUCAGACAGGAUGUCGGCACUCUCCGUGAAUGACCACCUCGAAGGGAUUUUAUCAGAUUUUGAAGCCCUGAAGAGAUCCUUUGACAUUGAAGAUGUGGAUGACAUACCGUCCUUCUCAUCAGCAUCUACUACCUCUUACCCUGUCUCUCCUUCGACCUCCCAUUUCUUCAUCAGCCACAACAAAACCAACGAGGAGUGUGGUGGUGGACAAACCCCCUCUUCACCUUUCAACAACAACAACCUGGUUCCUGCAGCGUAUCAUAGCCGUAUCAGCCGAAGUUCCAAUCCCAGCCCAGUACUCAAGUCCCGCACAGUGGUCAGUAGCAUGUCCUUCAGUCGGGGAACCAUGAACAAACCAACUCUUCACAACAACAGCUCUUCGGUGACCAGAGCUGCAUCUUUUCAGAGCAGGGUGAACCAAAACAAUGGUUUCUCUGUGUUGCCUGGACCAGGAAGUGACAACGACAGCCUUCAUAGUUCCACGUCCAGUCUUGAAUACUCUGGAGUGGGUGGAGGUGCUCCAAAUCCAAACAAGCCGUUUUCCUAUCCAAGUCCUCUUCUCCAGGGGGAGUACCACCAAGCCCAGCCCCAGCGAUCACCGCAGCAAUUACAAGGAGGCGCAAACUUUGGAAGAAAUCACAACGUGACAAAGUUCUCCUCUCUUGGGACUGUUUUCCAGUCUGAUUUAAACCAGGGGACGGGGUUCAUGUUGGGGGCAGAUUCUGACGGGAUUAAUCUUGGCUCCAUGCCUAGCCUUGAUAUUCAAAUCCAAGAUGGAGGAAGUGGAAUGUUGGGUAUGCAAGGAGGUGGGGACAGGGUUUCUCCUGGGUUAAGGUAUCCCAAUUCUAACCCAACUUGGAAUGCUGGGCUUAAAACUCCCAAUUCUCCUGGCUCCAACAAUCAUCAGCAUCUUUUCCCACAGAUUCCUCAGAGUAAGGCUCCACGUCUCAGUAAAUUCCCUUUAGACCUUGACAGCUUGGUGAACACUACCUCAGCCACUUCACCUGCUAGAGGAUCAAUAAGUCCCAACCCACCAAAGCCUCCUCCAAGGAGCACAGGAAGCCUUCAGCAUCACACCAACUCACCAUUCCUGUCAAGCCCAUCAGCUUCCCUCAGCAGUCUUGAUAGUUCAUCUGAUACUCCACCUGUCUCCCUUCACCAUCCUUUUUUAACUUUGUCACCACACCCAAUUACCUACCAGGGUUCUAUCCCUGUUUCAGAGGUGAGCUGCUCACCACGGCCUUUUUCUCCAGCCCAGACCCCGCAGUUGGAAAUCCUCUCUCAACCAAAAAUUGCUUCCUUCGCAAGUUCUAUUGGCUCAUUGGGCAAUGGCCGUAGUGAUGUCGGAGAUAGUGUAGACUCAAUCUUACAAAGGAUUGCCUCCUUUUCCCAGCCUGCCAUCGCUGAAACAACCCCAGCACCUGUCAUCCAACAUCCCACUGUCCCAAACAAAGGAACUCUUUCUUCUGGAUUGGGCUCUCCUGCAGAAGUUGCGCGCAUGCCAACAUCGUGGGGAUACGGCAAGAAGAUAAACAAAGAAAACACUGACGCGCUGAACACGGACAGACCUACACCGAUGGAGGAGAGAGAGGAGGAGAGAGGCAUCAUGGGAGAAGAGCAAGCCGCUGAGGAGAAGAGCGAAGAACAACUGGAGAGCUCGGACACCAAGGAUUCAAUCAAAGAAGAAGAAACAAAUGGCGUGGAGGCCCACGCUGAGGUGGAGGAGAAGCAAAAGGAGAAAGGAAUGGAGGACGGAGAGAUGAAGAAGGAGGUGGAGCUGGAGACGGAGGUGAAGACGGAGGUGUGCCAGCUGGUGCCGGGCCUGCAGAUGAGCUUCAUCCACAGCAGCGACUUAUUUGGCUAUGUGGGCAUUGAGGCAGUGCUGGACCAGAUGAGACGCAAGACCAUGAAGGCCGGCUUUGAGCUCAACGUCAUGGUCGUCGGUCAAAGUGGUUUGGGGAAGUCGACACUCGUCAACACUCUUUUCAAGUCUAAAGUCAGCAGGAAGUCCUGCACACCAAACUAUGAGGAGAACAUUUCCAAAACGGUCAAGCUGCAGUCAGUGAGCCACAUGAUUGAAGAGAAGGGGGUGAAGAUGAAGCUGACGGUGAUUGACACGCCAGGAUUUGGAGACCAAAUCAACAAUGACAACUGUUGGGAGCCCAUCGUGGAAUACAUCAACGAGCAGUAUGAGAAUUAUUUGAGGGAAGAGCUGCAUGUCAACCGCAAGAGGAGAAUACCAGACACCAGAGUCCACUGCUGCAUCUACUUCCUGGCCGCGACUGGACACAGGUUACGCCCAAUCGACGUGGAGUUCAUGAAGAGAUUGGGAACGAUAGUGAGCAUCGUGCCUGUCAUCGCCAAAGCGGACACACUCACCAUUGAGGAACGACAGGAGUUCAAAGAGAGGAUAAGGCAAGACUUGGCCGCCAACGGAAUUUGUGUUUAUCCCCAGAAAGAGUAUGACGAGGAUCCAGAGGAGCGCUUUCUCAACGACAGGCUGAGGGAGAGCAUUCCCUUCGCUGUGGUGGGGACCGACAAGGAGCACCAGGUGAAUGGAAACAAGGUGUUGGGCCGUAAAACAAAGUGGGGAAUAAUUGAAGUUGAAAAUGUGGAACAUUGUGAGUUUGCCAGCCUGCGAGAUCUGCUUAUCAGGUCUCACUUGCAGGACCUGAAAGACGUGACACACAACAUCCACUACGAAACAUACCGCGUGCGACGGCUCAACGAGUGCAACAUCAACUUCAUCAAACAGGGACUUUUCCAGCGGCCACUGGAAAAUGGAACUGCCGACAAAUCGGAAUCAGACAGCCACCUCUGAGGCCACGCUCGGCCCUAUGGUCCCGGAUUCAUGCUCUUCACCCACCCGGGAUGAGACAUGUCUCUCUCUCCCUUUGCCCAACUAUUGGUUAUUUUUCAUGAAAGCUUUUUAUGGGGCACGUGAGUAUUUUUUGUUUUGCGUUUUCUUUGUUUUACGGUUGCAUAAACGGGCGUCAUCGGCGCGGUCAGGUAGGCACAGUAUUAUCUCAACUCCUCCUCGUCUGCUACGUGAAGGCCAAUGUGAAAUGCCAAAUCAGCAGGAAACAUUGGCGGGUAGAUCCACACCCUAACCCACUUUCAAACCCCUUCCGAGUUCAAACAUAACAUGAGUUGCCCGCCGAGUGCUCCAAUUAGCCUUUAAACGUCAUUGUUACGUUAAACUCAAGUACUCGCGAUCUGUGGUUGACUUGAGAAGCAGAGUCAUCCUCUCUUAUGUAAACACUCACUUGGACAACAAUAAAUUGCAUACUGUUCAAA
This is a messenger RNA of Nerophis lumbriciformis (worm pipefish), 3471 nucleotides long. RefSeq names its product septin 12 (gene septin12). The record is from RefSeq and is a predicted model, not a curated record. Lineage: Eukaryota; Metazoa; Chordata; Actinopteri; Syngnathiformes; Syngnathidae. Gene Ontology annotation, molecular function: GTP binding.